AAGGUGAUCCCCCAAAGCCGAUUCAGAGACUGGGGCUGGUGUGAGCGCGCAUUUGUGGUGUGUGCGGGACGUGCAAGCCAAUUGCGCUGAAAUGCAGCUCCCCUGUUUGCCUGCAAAGAGUUGCUCCACUCCGCCAGCUGCCCAGCGCACUCGGGGAGCGCCAGGGGGAGUCCUCGCCGGCCCGGGCUUCCUGCGCCCCGGGAGCGCCGAGGGCUCGCCUGGCGGAGCUUAGCGCUGCUUGAUCGGCGCUGCCAAAGAUCGGGCGGGGUGGACACUGGGCUUCUGUGUGCCCGCUGCAGCCGUUGGCUGGCGGGCGCCCAAUCCCGGGGCAUGCCGCCGGAGCCUGGCCAGCACGCACCGUGAGAGACCAGUUUGGGGGCAGGCUUGACCCCUAGCGACCAGUAGAAGCCGGUAUCGGGAGCCCAGGCGGUGGGGCCUCUGUGAUCUAUCCGGCUCGCCGGGCUGCGACUGAGGGAGCCGCCGGGCAUCCCCCCCUUCCCCGGUUCAGAGGGAAGGAGGAGGCAUGGCUUCUGUGUUCAUGUGCGGAGUGGAGGACCUGCUAUUCAGCGGCAGCCGCUUCGUAUGGAACUUGACCGUGUCCACGCUGCGGAGAUGGUACACCGAGAGGCUUCGGGCUUGCCACCAGGUGCUGCGGACGUGGUGCGGGCUGCGGGACGUGUACCAGAUGACAGAAGGCAGGCACUGCCAGGUGCACCUCCUGGAUGACAGGAGAUUGGAGCUGCUGGUUCAGCCCAAACUUUUAUCAAGAGAGUUGCUAGACCUCGUGGCUUCGCAUUUCAACCUGAAAGAGAAAGAGUACUUUGGAAUCACGUUUACAGAUGACACAGGUCAGCAGAACUGGCUACAGUUAGACCACCGAGUUCUUGACCAUGAUUUGCCCAAGAAACCAGGCCCAACCAUUUUGUACUUUUCUGUGAGGUUUUACAUUGAGAGCAUAUCGUUUUUGAAGGAUAAGACCACCGUGGAGCUGUUUUUCCUGAAUGCGAAGUCCUGUGUACACAAGGGGCAAAUUGAAGUAGACAGCGAAACUAUCUUCAGGUUAGCGGCGCUUGUUUUACAGGAAGCCAAAGGGGAUUAUAUCAGUGAUGAAAAUGCCAGGAAAGAUUUGAAGACACUACCCGCCUUUCCAACCAAAACCCUGCAGGAGCACCCAUCCCUUGCCUACUGUGAAGACAGGGUGAUUGAACAUUAUUUGAAAAUCAAAGGUCUGACUCGCGGUCAAGCAGUGGUUCAGUAUAUGAAAAUAGUAGAAGCUCUACCAACUUAUGGAGUCCAUUAUUAUGCAGUAAAGGAUAAACAAGGGCUACCUUGGUGGCUUGGAAUCAGCUAUAAAGGAAUUGGCCAGUAUGAUUUACAAGAUAAAGUGAAACCUCGAAAAUUAUUCCAAUGGAAACAGCUGGAGAACUUAUAUUUCCGUGAGAAGAAGUUUGCUGUGGAAGUUCAUGAUCCUCGGAGGAUUUCAGUAUCUAGAAGAACUUUUGGGCAAAGUGGCCUCUUUGUGCAAACGUGGUAUGCGAACUCUUCUCUCAUCAAGUCCAUCUGGGUAAUGGCAAUUAGUCAGCAUCAGUUUUACCUGGACCGGAAGCAAAGCAAAGCAAAAAUCCCUUCAGCCAGAAGUUUAGACGACAUUGCAAUGGAUUUGACGGAGACAGGAGCACCACGGGUCUCCAAACUGGUGACACUAGAGGCAAAAAGUCAGUUCAUCAUGGCAAGCAAUGGCAGUUUAAUCUCCUCAGGUUCUCAAGACUCAGAAGUUAGUGAGGAGCAAAAGAGAGAGAAAAUCCUUGAACUCAAGAAGAAGGAAAAGCUAUUGCAAGAAAAACUCCUGAAGAAAGUUGAAGAGCUUAAGAAGAUCUGUUUGCGGGAGGCCGAGCUCACAGGCAAAAUCCCCAAGGAGUAUCCACUGAACGUAGGUGAGAAACCUCCUCAGGUCAGAAGGCGUGUGGGUACCGCGUUCAAGUUAGAUGACAACUUGCUGCCAAGUGAAGAGGACCCUGCUUUGCAAGAACUGGAGAGCAAUUUCCUAAUACACCAAAAGCUGGUGGAAGCUGCAAAGAAACUUGCCAAUGAGCCAGACCUUUGCAAAACCGUGAAGAAAAAACGAAAGCAAGAUUACACGGAUGCAGUGAAAAAGCUUCAGGAGAUUGAAAAUGCAAUAAAUGAAUACCGCAUUAGAUGUGGAAAGAAACCCAGCCAGAAAGCAACUGUUACUUUACCAGAAGACAUAAUCCCAUCAGAAAGCAGCUCCUUGUCUGACACCACCACCUAUGAUGAUUCCAAUGACACCUUCAAUCUGUCUGGGCAGCGGUCAAGUUCAGUACCUCAUUCUCCAAGAAUUCUUCCUCCCAAGUCUCUCGGUAUCGAGAGGAUCCAUUUAAGAAAGUCGUCUGUCAAUGAACAGCUUGUGGAUACCAGACAGUCCAGAGAAAUGCUGUCAACACAUAGCAGUCCAUACAAAACUCUGGAGAGGCGGCCCCAGGGAGGGCGAAGCAUGCCCACCACACCUGUUCUGACCCGAAAUGCCUACAGCAGCAGCCACUUGGAACCCGAAUCGUCAUCUCAGCACUGCCGCCAGCGGAGUGGGAGCCUGGAGUCCCAGUCUCACCUGCUCUCUGAGAUGGACCACGAUAAGCCAUUUUUCUCCCUCUCCAAAUCCCAAAGAAGCAGCAGCACAGAAAUCCUGGAUGACGGGUCUUCCUACACCAGCCAGUCAAGCACAGAGUAUUACUGUGUGACACCAGUGGCCGGGCCCUAUUACACUACCCAGACUCUGGACACUCGCUCCAGGGGCCGGAGAAGGUCCAAGAAACAGAACGUUUCGACUUCAAAUUCAGGAAGCAUGCCCAACCUAGCACAAAAGGAUAGUUUGAGGAAUGGUGUCUACUCCAAGAGUCAAGAGCAGACAUCUUCUAGUUACUACAUUGCCGGGUACACGCCGUACGCAGAGUGUGAUCUCUAUUACAGUGGUGGCUAUGUCUAUGAGAACGACAUGGAGGGACAGUACAGUGUCAAUCCUUCCUACCGGUCAUCAGCCCACUAUGGGUACGACCGCCCCAGGGACUACAGCAGGUCCUUUCGUGAAGAUGAGGUCGACAGGGUACCCCACAACCCAUACGCCACUCUCCGGCUGCCAAGAAAGGCUGCUGCAAAGUCAGAGCACAUCACCAAAAACAUCCACAAGGCCUUAGUUGCAGAGCACCUGCGUGGCUGGUACCAGCGGGCCUCUGGGCAGAAGGAGCAGAGCCACAGCACACAGACUAGCUUUGACUCUGACCGGGGCUCGCAGAGAAGCCUGGGCUUUGCUGGCCUACAGGUACCCUGUUCUCCAAGCAGCCGAGCAUCUUCCUAUUCUUCAGUGUCUUCUACAAAUGCUUCUGGGAACUGGAGGACCCAGAUAACCGUAGGGCUAUCUGAAUACGAGACCCCAGCACAUCCUUCGUACACCAGCUGCUAUGGCAACAUCUAUAAUCCUUUGUCCUCUCCAGGCAGACAGUACACAGAGACCAGUCAACUGGACGGUACAGAUGGAAGCCGGCUGGAGGACAGCCUGGAGAGUAGUGAGCAGAGGCUCUUUUGGCACGAAGACUCAAAGCCUGGAACAUUAGUCUGAACGGCAGUUGGGCCUCUGGACCACACACAGCACUGCGUCCUCACACUAGCGUGCCUUGCAGAUCGUGUUCGUCUUCCCAGAGGGCUGCUGGCUUUGGAAACCUAGAGGCAUCCACGCCGGAAGAGAAGACUCACAUGGCCCCGGAAGUGAAUCACAUACUAAGCCGCACAAAACCCCUGCACGACCACCCGCCUUUCCAAGUGCAGGCGCUAACCUCACAGAGCAAGGCCGGACCUCACGUGAGCCAUGGCCAAGAAGGACUCAGCCCUUAUGGUAGCAGGCACUUUUUAAGGGAAUAAAAGUUGUGGAAGACAGACCUCAAAACGCUGAUAAGUGCGUUCAGGGAUUCCAUAAGGAAGGAAAGAAGGACAGGGGAGAUUUCAGAGCACAAUUCAGAAUGAUGGCAGAAGGGAAACCAGAAGCUCCUUAUAGUCACUGACGUUUGAAUUGGUAAGCAGGAGAAGAAUUGCAUACUGUGUCUACCUGGACAUGAGCAGUUUAGACAGUAUUUGAAAAUUACUUGAAAAGCUGGAUUUUCAUGAAGUUCUGGAUGAGUGUAAAUGUUUCUAGUCAAUGAUCAAGACUGAUGGUUUUCAUAAGCACCAUAAAAUGGGUUCUGGAAAGACUUAUUGCUGUAGCAUCCUGUAAUAUAACGUUCUGGUAGCAGAUUGGGGAAAAUGAAGCAGCCCAUUGAAUAACUGACAAACUCUGCUUGGAGAAUUUUCUGAGGUACAAUAUCACUGAGUUCCUUUCUUUCUUUCUACGCCAAUGGCAUUAUUAUUCAGGCUGGUAACUCUCCAACUCGGCUGUCAUUGAAAUGGUAAACUUGACAUGGAGAGUUUUUAUAAUCAAGAGUUUGAAAAAGUAUUUUAGGGUGAUACAGAAAGAACCCAACACAGCAUAAAGAAAAAAGAAACACACAGACGAAAACCACAUCAUUUUAGAUGAAUUGCGUGCCUUAAAAUUGUGGACAUUAGAAAAGGAAGCAUAUUGUCUGGAUUCCACAGGUAGUUCUAAGUCACCAAGUGACAAAAACAAAAUUAGUUAUUAAAAACAAAAGCAAAAAAACCUCCAAGCUGCAGUAGAUUUAAUUAUGAGGCUAAAACUACCUCAUACUUUUUCUUGGGAGAACUAAUUCGCUGUGGUUUAUUAUAGGGUGUUUUGGUUUUGUUUUUGUUUUUUUUUUUUAAGCAACUAUUUCCAUAUUCCAGAUACAUCUUUUUUGUCAUCUUUACUCUGCUUCAGAAUUCCAUAAAAGGUGCUCCUUCCAUCUCUUUUAUACAGGUUUCUUGUUCAUAUUGUGAAUAGAGAAGUUUCUGAACAACUUUUUGGGAACAUUUUCUACGUAUAUUCCAAAGCAUGUAAUAUAUACAUAAAGAUGAUUUGUUAAACUGGU
This is a messenger RNA of Phacochoerus africanus (Common warthog), 5027 nucleotides long. It is a transcript of the gene FRMD4B, whose product is annotated as FERM domain containing 4B. The transcript has 23 exons. Gene Ontology annotation, biological process: establishment of epithelial cell polarity. The record is from RefSeq and is a predicted model, not a curated record. Gene Ontology annotation, cellular component: cytoskeleton; bicellular tight junction; adherens junction. Lineage: Eukaryota; Metazoa; Chordata; Mammalia; Artiodactyla; Suidae. The coding region runs from base 524 to 3631 and encodes 1035 amino acids.